Molecule: messenger RNA, 3770 nt
Organism: Archocentrus centrarchus (flier cichlid)
Lineage: Eukaryota; Metazoa; Chordata; Actinopteri; Cichliformes; Cichlidae
Product: USP6 N-terminal-like protein
Exons: 14
Coding region: 227-2002 (591 amino acids)
Biological process (GO): regulation of GTPase activity
Molecular function (GO): GTPase activator activity; small GTPase binding
Source: RefSeq, a predicted model, not a curated record
GACCUGGAGCUCUUCUGUCCCGUACGUCUGCUGCCCGCAUCUUCUGUGUGCCUAUGCGUGUGCUGUGUCUGAUGGUAACCUAUGGAUUGACGGAGGGGGAGGCUAUUGUUAUCAGCCCGGUGGCUUGUUCUGCUGGAGCUGCACUUUUACCAGAGAAUGCCCAAAGCAAACGGAGCUGUUCCUGCACGGAUAGCGCAGAAAUACACCAGAGAAACAAGAUAUUGACAUGAAGAAAGACAUUGAGAGUCUAAUAGCAGAAGAACGAGCUGAUAUCAUCUUGAAAUAUGCUACGGGCAGGCAGGGUGGGGUGGAGAUCUACCCCUGGGAGGAUGCUGACUACAGCAUCUACAAAGUCAUCGACCGCUUCGGCUUCAUGCAUGAAGAUGAGCUGCCGGCACCAACUGCACACGAAGAGAAGCUGAAGCAGCAGGAAAUUGAGAGAGCAGAGAAAUGGCUGAAGAUGGUGAAGAAGUGGGAUAAAUACAAGAACAGUGACAGGAUGGUAAAACGAGUGUACAAGGGUAUUCCCCUGCAGCUCAGGGGCCGGGCUUGGGCACUGAUGCUGGAUGUGGACAGGACCAAGAAGGAGAACGAGGGCAAAUAUGAGAAAAUGAAGGCGCAGGCCAGACUGUGCUCAUCUGAGAUCAAACAGAUCGACCUGGACAUCAACAGGACUUUUCGAAACCAUAUCAUGUUUAUGGAUCGCUUUGGAGUCAAGCAGCAGGCUCUAUUCCACGUCCUCUCUGCGUAUUCAGUCUACAACACUGAGGUGAGCUACUGCCAGGGCAUGAGUCAGAUUGCUGCCCUGCUGCUCAUGUACAUGAAUGAGGAGGAUGCUUUCUGGGCCCUGUCACAGCUGCUCACCAACCAGAAACAUGCCAUGCAUGGCUUUUUUGUUCCAGGCUUCCCAAAACUUCAGAGAUUCCAGGCACAUCAUGAUCAGAUUAUUACCAAACUCAUCCCCAAGCUGAAGAAGCAUCUGGACAAGGAGCAGAUGUCUGCAGGCAUUUACAGCACUAAAUGGUUCCUCCAGUGUUUUAUUGACAGGACACCGUUCACCCUGACCCUUCGCCUGUGGGACAUUUACAUCCUGGAGGGAGAGCGGCUCCUCACUGCCAUGUCUUACACCAUCCUCAAGAUACACAAGAAGCGUCUCUUGAAGAUGUCCCUGGAGGAACUGAGAGAGUUCUUGCAGGAGCGCAUCGCUCAGACUUUCUUCUACAGCGACGAUAUGAUCAUUGAGCAGCUUCAGGCCUCCAUGGCUGAGCUGCGAAAGAUGAAGCUGGAUCUCCCUCCUCCAGGGAAGCCUGAGGAGCUGCCUUGUAAGCCGCUAGGCCAGGAGCUACCCGUGCUGCUGAAUCCAGUCCAACCCUCUGGAGGGAAGCAAUCUUCAGCUAGCGGGUUCCCCAAAGCCAGCCUGUGCCUCCGUGUUAUCUCCCACCAGCCAGACUCCAUAUCUCCAGACCAGAGCCCCUCCAAGGACCUUGUGAAUCUUGAAGCUGUGGAAAAAGAGGAGACGCCGUUGCCUUCCCCAGAUCCUAUCAUCAUCCACAGUCAAGCCUCACUCACCCCUGACAGCUCCCCACUAACAGGGCCUCCACCUUACCAGCCCCCAGGGAGCCAAGCGGUAGUUGCGGAUCAUCCGUCACCACUGUCAGACCAGACGAGGGAUGGAAUGCAACCUGACCCAGAUGUCACGGCAGGACUUCCAUCACCUUCAGAAAUAACCAGUGCACCACCCUCAGCCUCUACAGAUGACCCUUCUGCAGCCGCUUGCUUGGCUUUCAGUACUGAUCAGUUCUCCUGCACGGUCCCGCGGACUCUUUCAGCGCCCGUGACCCAGGCAGCCUCGCUGGCUUUGGGCCUGGCCCAGUCUGAGAGCCUGCCUGCAGCAAAGAGGGUCCAGUUGCUGGAGCGGGCCUCAGCUCUGACCACAAACAGGGACACGAACCAGGACCUGAGUGCAGAAUCAGAGCAAACAUGGGCUGCCGAUAUUUCAUAAGAAGAACGGCAAAGUAUAGAUCACUAAUUUAUUCAUAAUGCUCUUACAUGUAAAACGAUCAAGUUUGUGUUUUGGUCAAGAAUUAGUUUGAUUUAUCAGUCAGAUUUAUAGUGUUAAGCAAUGAUCUGCUUUCAGUUUCAAGAUCAGUAUUGGUUAAAAGUUAUUGUCAAUUUUAAAACUAACUUUCUGAAGCGUUUUGAAGUGGCUAAAAGAAGCCGUUUCCUCCUUUAGUCAUUCCACUCCAUUUUCAUGUUAGGUGAUGUUGUGUUACAUUUUUACCCUGAAAUGUUACGCUGUAAUACAAAUACAGCAUCAAUGAGGUCCUCAGAGACAAUAUAUAGAUGUAAUAAAAGGCAGGUGGAUUUGUUUGGUUCUGAAACACUGAUCAGGAAGACAGCACCUAUGUGUAUCAUCACAAGGGUCUCAUUUUGACCCUGACAUAUGACCAUUUAAAGUUUACCCAGAAUGCCCAUUUUGAAAUUUCUUCUAUGUUGUAUCAGAAAACAGGUAAAGCACCAGGCUACCAGUGCUUGUUUCUGUUACUCUGUAUCACGAUGAAUUGGUACAGUUUUGUUAGUGCUGAACAAAAAAGCGAUUUUGGUUGCUGAAGUACCUGUAAACUGCUUAUAAAAAUGUUUUUGAGCCAAUGAGGUUAGCUCCUGUACUUCUAAGGGCUUAAAAAUGCAGAAAAACGACAAAUGAAAAAGCACCAGAUUUAAACCCACCUCCAUUUACUUUGAAGGCCUGUAACUCUGAAAAAUAUCAGCAGAUCCUUGGGGGGUGGGGGGGUGGAUCAGUUUGUUUCUUCUCUCCACUGGAGCAGAAGUGGACACCAACCUUCCCACUUUAAUGAAGCAUAAAAAGGUAGUUCAGUACCAGCUAAAAUCCCUGACCUGUGGAAAACCUCUUUACCCUCCACCACAGCUCUACCUUGAUGGUCCCGUAGAUUACUAUGUAUAAUCUUUAGGCACAGAGCAUUUUUUGAUAUUUCUCAGAGUCACACAGCCUGAUUAAUUAAAACUGCUCAUCUGCUUUAAUCACACGAUAUUCUUGAGUUUUCAAUGUCUGAAUUAGCUGGAAAGUCAAAGGACUCAGUCUUCAGCAUCAUCCUUUAAGACACAGGAAACCUUUUUGUACUUUUGUAAAAUUUUGUCUGCUUAGUCUAAGCCUUUGUAAAGUGUUUGCUAGCAGAGUUACCGGUUUAUUUUUUUGUAAUAACGUCUCAAUGCCUUAUUUGAAUUGGCCUCAGCUCUCCACUGGACCUUGUUGAACCUGACUCUGUAUCAGGAAACAGAAGCAACUUUCCGGUGUUGGACUGAUCGUACGAACCUCUGAUGUGGUGAGCUGGCUCACUGUUAUGACUGUACACACUGAAACCUAUUGAGCUCAUUUCAAAGAAGUGCUUUUUUUUCUAGCUCUGUAAUUUAUUGUUCGUAUUGUCUUAGAAAAGGCAUUUUGUGUGUUUCUUCCUUGAAGCGUGAAAAGUUUUUUUUUUUUUUAGUUUUUCCCAUCUUGCUUAAAGGGAACUGAAUGUGUAUGUAUCAGAUGAUUUGAACAUGUGUUUAAUAUUGUACAGUGCUGUAGAACCAGUAGGUAGACAGCUGGGACUACUUUGUCCAUCUGAAGGUAGAAAAUAUUCUGUGCUUAGAAAUAAUGAAAUGCUGCCAUCUUAUGGUUAGUUUAGAUUAAGAGUGUCUCGAGUUAUAGACUAGCGAGGAGAGUAGAAAUGUUCUAGAAUUUUUUUCCAAAUAAAUCUAACCAGAUCUUA